Molecule: messenger RNA, 5280 nt
Organism: Calliphora vicina (urban bluebottle blowfly)
Lineage: Eukaryota; Metazoa; Arthropoda; Insecta; Diptera; Calliphoridae
Exons: 1
Coding region: 1-5280 (1759 amino acids)
Biological process (GO): proteolysis; DNA integration
Molecular function (GO): aspartic-type endopeptidase activity; nucleic acid binding
Source: RefSeq, a predicted model, not a curated record
AUGAGUCUUUCUCAGGAAAACGAUACCAAUGUAAAGCAUGAAAAGUUUCUCUUUGAUUGCGACCAUAUACUUGCGUUUUGCAAUAUUUUCGGCAAAUCUGAUUUGGAAGAUCAAACUGAUUCUGUAUUAGAAACAAAAUUGGAAGAUCUUGAUAAAAGAUGGCUAAAAUUGCAAAAUUCAUACGAAUCUCUAAUGAUUUGCCCAAGAUCUGAGAAUAAUAAAGAAUACAAAGAAAACGCUAAGAUAAACUUCAAUGCUUGCUCUGAUACAUUUUACACAUGUAGAUCACACAUUAUGGAUCUACUGAAGCUCUCAAGAGCAUGUGAAGUUCAAACUUCAAGGGCUCGAUCUAGUAGUCUACCUCAAACAAAUCCCAUAGGAACAAGAACAUCAUUCAUUAAGCUCCCUCCUUGUGAAAUAGACACUUUUACAGGUAGCUACGAAGAAUGGCCCUCUUUCCGUGAUCUUUUCACUACCGCAUGUAUUGAGAAUAAUGAAAUUCCAAAGGCCCAAAAGCUAUUUUACUUGAGAGUAAAAACAAGUGGUAGCGCUGGAGCAAUUGUCAAACGAUACACAUUAUGCGAUGAAAAUUUUGAUCAUGCAUGGAAUGCACUAAAGUCCCGAUAUGACAAUAAGCGCGUUUUAGUAGACAAUAAACUAAAAGUUCUCUUUAAUAUCCCUGUCGCAACUUCAGAAAACAGCGAAUCUAUCCAAAAAAUUCAUUCGACAGUCACUGAUUGUUUAACUUCCCUAAAAGCACUUAACGUGAAAGUAGAAGGAUGGGACCCAAUCCUCAUUUAUUUAGUCUCAACUAAAUUGCCCGACGACACUCUAGCCCUCUGGGAACAAUCUUUCAAAUCUCAACGUGAAAUGCCAACAUGGUCGCAAAUGGAUGAAUUCCUCGUAAACAGAUUCGAAGUGGUUGAGAGGAUAUCAUCCAUAAAAACCACAAAAGAACGAUUCAGUCUCCCAACCUUUUCUCAUUCUAAAAUACAGUCAUAUUCUUCUCAAGAAAAACUUAAUCAGUCAUGCAAACUCUGCAAUGGAGACCAUCACUUGAGAUCUUGUGGAAAAUUCAGAAAAUACACAGUGCAACAAAGAAUUGAUUUCGUUUUUCAAAAUAAGAUUUGCAACAAUUGUCUCGCCUCAGGUCAUACAAAAUCUAAAUGUUCAAGCAAAAAUACUUGUUUUAUUUGCAAAUCUGACCACCAUACUCUACUUCAUUUACAAAAAUCUCCAAACUCGCCCAAAUACACACAAAAUAAUGAAAACAGUAAAGAUACAAGAAACUUAUCAAACAAAAGUAACAAUUCUCCUAACAACCAGAAAAUUGAACAUAGCGAUGACACUCCCUCAACAUCGGCAAAUUGUCAAGUUCAAGCUAAUUUCUCAUCUAAUAACGUCAACAUUUUACUUCGUACAGCUCUAGUACAAAUAGAACACAUUGGGGAAUUGUUCACAGUCAGAGCACUAAUAGACCCAGGUUCCCAAAGAACAUUCAUAUCUGAAAGAAUUAGAUCUCUCCUCAAAUUACCCUAUCAGAAAGCUCAAGUAGAAGUUGUUGGAAUCGGAGGUCAAGUUCAAUCAGCAAAUAAAGAAUGUAAUAUUACUUUAUUUGCUAAACGUUGCAAUUUAAAAUUCACGUUGAAUGCGAUCGUACUACCAAAACUGACCAAAAGAAUUCCCGCAAUUUCUUUUGACCUUCCUAAUUCUUCUCAACUCUCUAGUCUCGAUCUAGCAGAUCCCAAUUUCAACUGCUCUUCUCAAAUCGAUCUAAUUAUCGGAAAUGACUCAGAACACUUCAUUAACAUUGAAGGUAUUAAAAAAAAUAUCUGUGGACAAGCAUCGGCUUAUAAUACGAUAUUUGGCUGGGUUUUAAGCGGUCCAAUUGAGACUAACACUGUACAAACGUUUACCACAACUGUCACUCCUUCUGAAAACUCUGCUCUAAAUAAUACAUUGAGACAAUUUUGGGAACAAGAAGAGUUGCCCCUUAAGCCAGUUAUUUCAGAAGAAGAUCAAUAUUGCGAAACAUUUUAUAAGCAAACGACAACUAGAGACUCUGAUGGAAGGUAUGUUGUAAGACUUCCGUUAAAAAAGGAAUUUCCCCAUUCAAAAUUUCUCGGCCCUUCACGAAUUUUAGCUCUAGUCCAAUAUUCACGUAUAAACCAAUCUUUGUCUAAAACUCCAGAACUACAAAACGAAUAUUAUAAUGUACUUGAAGAAUAUUUAACUCUUAAUCACAUGGAACCAGUUUCCUAUCGUGAAAUUGUAUCAGAUGGCAAAUAUUUCUCAUUUUAUCUUCCCCAUCACGCAGUAGUUCGCCCUGAACACAAAACCACUAAAGUAAGAGUAGUGUUUAAUGCAUCUCGAAGCACAAAAUCAGGUUUUUCACUUAAUGACAUAUUAUACACUGGUCCCACAUUGCAAACUGAAUUGAUAACUGUAAUUCUCAACUGGCGAAUAUACAAAUAUGUCUUUAGCGGCGACAUACAAAAAAUGUAUCGUCAAAUUUUAGUUCACCCAGACGAUAGACCUCUUCAGCGGAUAAUAUAUCAACAAAAUCCCACUAGCCCAAUUAAAGAUUAUCAACUCAAGACCGUUACAUUUGGUGUCAACUGUGCACCCUUUCUCGCAAUACGCACUCUGCACCAACUUGCUGAUGACUGUCAAGAAAAAUACCCUAAAGCUGCUCAAAUUUUACGCCAAGAGACAUAUGUAGACGACAUAUUGUCUGGUGGGCACACAGUUGAAGAAGCAAAAGAUUCACAGUCUCAGAUCCUGGACACUCUUAAGUCCGCUGGAUUUAUUCUAAAGAAAAUCACCGCAAAUGAUACCCAAUUACUGGCUCAAAUACCAACUGAAGAUCUCUAUGACUCCAAUUUAUUACGAUUUCACGAAACAAGCGCUACAAAAACUCUAGGAAUAAAAUGGAAUGCUCUAACUGAUGAAUUUACCUACUCAUUCUCACCAAUUCCCCAAGCCGAAAGUAUCACUAAGCGUAAAAUGUUGUCAGGUAUAGCCUCAAUUUUCGAUCCUGCAGGUUGGAUAACUCCUAUUGUUGUUAGAGCUAAAAUGCUAAUGCAGCAAUUAUGGCUAGAAGGUAAGCAGUGGGACGAUAAAGUCAGCUCCGAAAUUUUAGAUAAGUGGAAUAAACUGCUUACAGAUCUCUCUCACAUUGACAAGAUAAAAAUGCCAAGAUGGCUCCAAUACUACCCCAAGGAUAACAUUCAGAUUCACGGCUUCUCAGAUGCUUCCAAAGGAGCAUAUUGUGCAACAGUUUACCUACGUUGUCAAAGUAAAUCUCAAGUCGUAUUCUCUAACCUUAUAAUAGCAAAAAGCAAAGUAGCUCCUCUACAGCCAGUUUGUUUACCUAGAUUAGAACUCUGUGGUGCUGUACUCUUAGCUACAUUAGCUAAAUAUGUCAUAGACUCCUUAAAAUUACCUCAAUGUGAAAUCUACCUGUGGACAGACUCAUCAAUUGUCAUUGGAUGGCUUUCUAAACCUCCCUGGACAUGGGAAACAUAUGUGGCUAAUCGAACAGCACAAAUUCAUAACGCUCUACCCAAUGCAACCUGGGGUCAUGUUCGCACUCAUGAUAAUCCUGCAGAUCUCGGUACUCGUGGAUGUAAACCCCAAGAACUUUCGAACAAUAUGCUAUGGUGGCAAGGACCACCUUGGCUAUCAAAACCACAAUCGGAAUGGCCAAAAAACAAUCAAUUGCAGACCCAAAAAAUUGAACAAAAAGUCCAAUGUUUACAAACAUCUAUUAAUGAAACUGAUAUUUUAAAUAGAUUCUCAUCAUACCACAAAGCUCUAAGAGUGUUAUCUUACGUAUUUCGGUUUUAUCAUAACAGCAUUACAAAAUUUAGAUCUCAGUUUACUCAUACACAGAAAUGUCUUACUCAAAAGGAGGUUAACUUCGUAAAACUGCGACUAAUAGCGUUAGCUCAGAAAUCUCACUAUCAGGCAGAAUUUAAAGAUAUCUCAAAUUCUCUGCCAAUCUCUAACCGAAGCUCAUUAAAAUCGCUUAACCCAAUUUUGGACACAGAUAAUAUUCUGCGAGCAAACGGACGUCUUGUAAAUGCAUCACUACCAUAUAACGAACGCUGCCCAAUAAUAUUGCCAGGUAAUUCUCUAUUUUGUCAACUUUACUUGGAACAUUUGCAUUUGUUUCUAGCUCAUGCUGAAUAUAAUCAAAUAUCUAGAAUGGUCCAAACAGAAUUUUAUAUAUCCCGACUAAAGCCUCGUAUUAAAAAGAUAAUACGUCAUUGUAAGACAUGUAUAAUAUAUAAACAAAAGCCAUGUACUCAAAUAAUGUCACCCUUACCACCCGACAGAUGCAAACUCUCAGCUCCAUUUCAAAUAACUGGCAUAGACUUCGCCGGCCCAUUUGAAUUAAAAGGCUCAACUCUUAGAAACGCACCUAUAAUAAAAGGCUAUGUGUGCGUAUUUGUGUGCUUUAGCACAAAGGCAAUUCAUCUGGAAGUAUGUUCAAACUUGUCAACAGCAGCUUUUCGUGCAGCAUUUUCUCGUUUCGUUGGGAGGCGGGGACUCCCUUUCAGGAUAUAUUCUGACAAUGGUCGUAAUUUCGUUGGAGCCAGUCGACAACUGAAACGUGAAUUUGAUUCCUUUAUAAAAUCUACCUCAACAGAUAUUGCAGAAAAAUAUGUUACACAUGGUCUCGAAUGGAUAUUUAUUCCUCCUCACGCUCCUCAUAUGGGUGGUUUAUGGGAAGCCGCCGUAAAAAGUUUUAAGUUUCAUUUAAAACGAGUUGCCGGUUCUCACAAAUUCAAUUUCGAAGAAUUCUCUACUAUUUUAACUCAAAUAGAAGGAAUCUUAAAUUCACGUCCCAUUUCGGCCAUGUCAGACGACCCAGCAGACUUUAAAGCCCUAACUCCAGGACACUUUUUAAGAGGCGCACCCAUUAUGAGUUUCCCUGAAAACUAUGAACACAAAAUUGGACUCAUUAAUCGUUGGGAAAGACUUAAAGCGAUCCAUCAACAGAUGGCUAUUAGAUGGAAAGAAGAUUAUUUGAAGUCGCUCCACAAAAGAUAUAAAUGGAAAAAUGUCUCAACAAAUUUGAAAUCAGGUGAUCUCGUAGUCAUCAUGGAUGAUUUGUUACCUCCAUCCGAAUGGAGAUUGGGCAGAAUCGAAACAACUCACAUUGGUUCAGAUGAUAACGUUCGUGUAGCGGAUGUUAGAACAGCAACAGGUUUAAUAAAACGACCAAUUGUUAAGCUUUGCUAUUUACCUCUUGUUAAUGAUCAAUUAUCUUGA